Molecule: messenger RNA, 276 nt
Organism: Parnassius mnemosyne (clouded apollo)
Lineage: Eukaryota; Metazoa; Arthropoda; Insecta; Lepidoptera; Papilionidae
Source: the annotation of a GenBank genome assembly
AUGAUCAUCACCCACACCAGGACCACCACCAUCAUCACGAUCACCACCACCACCAUCACCACCACCGCCAUCACCACCUGCACGUCCACGAUCACUCCGACGCCCCCUUUAGCGGCUACUAUGUCGGGCUUCCGAAGGCCUUUCGAGGUCUUGACAUGUGGCUCCGUCACCACCGACCAUUGGUCUGAAGCCAUCGCGUCUGCUACUAGCUUCACAACACGAUCGUGGCGCAAUAUCCGGCCCCCGUGCGUCCGCCAACACUGCUGGAUGGUGUGA